CAGAGAACAACAUCAAAAGAAGAACGAAAACAGUAACUUUCGACAUCAAUCGCAAGACAAUGGUUCACUACCUCCAACACUGCCCCACGAUACACUCAAAGCACAUAAUUUUGGCUUCCGAGGCGGGCAGAGAUGAUUUUCAGGGAGCUCAACAGAGCCCACAGAGCCUUUCUCAGGCGUGCCCAAACGCACCCAAAGUCUCUGGCGAUGGCGAUCCUGGGCGGCUCGACCGUGGCGGGGGUGGUUCUCUUCCGGAUCAUCGAYGGUAACGACGGCGUGCGGGGCGUCGAAAAUCUCCACGCACGAAAAAUGUCUUUAGAGGAAGCAAGGCUGAUUGCCAUGGUAGAGAAUGCYAGGGAAAGUUCCUGGCGAGAAAACAUCGAAAACGCCGUGAAUGCCCAGGAACAAUUUAUGUUGCCGGGAAGGCGGCAGCAAGGAAAGAAUCUGAACUCACUUAUGGAGAAAAUCGAUAAACGCAGCCAGGAAAUUAUUCGGGACCAACACCAAGAAAUAGAUCAAUACCAAACAAAACGGAAGGCAGAGACCGAGGCGAAAGCGAAGGACAAUAUCAGCUAUUGGAAAUGAAGCAAUCGGCACAGCGAUGUUACAGAGAAGAGGAAACUCACUUUCUAUCUCGUUUUUUGAUACGCUACGAAUCCUGUUGGGAGUGGCGACUCGAAAAUUCACGUCAUGCGGUAGUUGGCAGCAAAAAUACUUUGAUUGCUGGCAAUCAUUUUCCUCGCAGUAAUGCCACUAUGUUAUUAUUUGGGAAUGAUAGACGAGCGACAGAAUAUGGACUACGCUGCUACACCACAAAGGGACCGAACCAUGAGUGAAGGAAUCGUGGUAAAAAACUUGUGCUAGCUUGCAAUCUCCUCGUCGUCGUAUCUAUUCGUUCACUAGAAAACAUACCAGCGAAAACCCUGAGGAUUUUGUAGCAAGGCCUUCAGCGUUUCGGGUUUUUCUUACUAAAGGAAUUUAUUCUCA
Pseudo-nitzschia multistriata is the source of this 987-nucleotide messenger RNA. The record is from the annotation of a GenBank genome assembly. NCBI's taxonomy places the organism in Eukaryota, Bacillariophyta, Bacillariophyceae, Bacillariales, Bacillariaceae.